Morone saxatilis (striped sea-bass) is the source of this 1616-nucleotide messenger RNA. It is a transcript of the gene znf410, whose product is annotated as zinc finger protein 410. Gene Ontology annotation, molecular function: DNA-binding transcription factor activity, RNA polymerase II-specific; RNA polymerase II cis-regulatory region sequence-specific DNA binding. Gene Ontology annotation, cellular component: nucleus. NCBI's taxonomy places the organism in Eukaryota, Metazoa, Chordata, Actinopteri, Moronidae. Bases 235 to 1581 code for a protein of 448 amino acids. The transcript is spliced from 12 exons. Gene Ontology annotation, biological process: regulation of transcription by RNA polymerase II; central nervous system development. The record is from RefSeq and is a predicted model, not a curated record.
AAAAAAACGCGGAAGUACACUAACAUUGUUCCACCAGAGACUCCGUAGAACAAACCUGCUACUCUGUUUUGGGACAAUUAUUAUCCAGCUGCUCUCCCGCCGUAGCUCUGUCACACAACUAUUACCAGAUUGUGCGAUGGUUUCCACUCAGAGAUGACCUGCAGCCUACGCUUAUGAUCGACACACAAUCCCAUAUUUAGCAGGUCAAAUUUGAGGUUCCACACAGGGUGACCCAUGCUUUCUGAUGAGCUUGACUCCAAACCAGAGCUGCUGGUGCAGUUUGUACAGAACGCGUCCAUCCCCUUGGUGCAGGGUCUGGAGGACUCGGAGUCCAAACACUCCUGCCUGCCUCUGCUGGCUCCGGCUGAGAGCUCGCUGUGCAGCCCGCUGGAGCUCACAGAUGGAGGCCUGAGCCAUGAGCCUGAGAGUUCUCCCUCCCUGUCAGAGUUCGGAGGUGUGUCGGAGCGAAGCCCAUUAGUGGUCCAGACACACUCUCACCCACGGGCCUCACCCAGCCCCCCACCCAUACUCCAUGACCUACAACAGUCCGACAGCCCUUCCUACGUCCUACUGAACCUUGCAAAAGGCAUCACAGCCUCUUCAGAGUCACUGAUCUUUGCUGCAGAUGGCGCCGGGGAUGAUGACGACGAGGGGGUCUCAUCGGGAGACUACGGGAUAGAUGGCAGUGCUCCCUGGUAUCUGCGGGUACAAGAGCUGGCACAUGACAGCCUUAUUGCCGCCACGCGGGCACAGAUUGCGAGAGAUGCCAAGGCCAGCCAGGACGCCAGAGCUGCAAGUGUCAGUAAUGGUGACCACGCACACAGUUUGACAGCAGACGGGGACAAGCGAGAGCUGCCGCCUCGGACCAGCCGCCCCCUCUCCAAGCAGAUACUCCGCUGCUCGUUUGAGGGUUGCUGCAGGACGUUCACCUGGCCGGCUCAUCUCAAAUACCACCUCAAAACACACAGGAACGACCGAAUGUUCAGGUGCUGCGCAGAGGGCUGCGGGAAGAGCUUCUACGUGCUGCAGAGGCUGCAGGUUCACAUGAGGACCCACAACGGCGAGAAGCCCUUCAUCUGCAAGGAGAAGAACUGUGGCAAGAAGUUUACCACUGCUGGAAACUUGAAGAACCACAGACGCAUACACACAGGAGAGAAGCCUUUUCUGUGUGAAGCAGAUGGUUGUGGGCGAUCCUUUGCAGAGUAUUCCAGUCUACGAAAACACAUGCUCGUACAUUCUGGUGAGAAGCCUCACCACUGUGGGAUCUGUGGGAAGACUUUCUCUCAGUCCGGCAGCAGAAACGUCCACAUGAGGAAGAGACACGGAGAGGAGGGGCUCAGUAGUGAAAGCAGAGAAACAGGAGAGGCUCUAACACAAAGCAGCCUGCUGGAGGCAGACGGCGAAAACGGGGACAGUAUGGUCACCAUGACAACAACCGUGGAGCCCAUGAAUCUUCACCAUGCCAUGCUGAGAUCCCCAGGCUCUGCAGACUCGGUGGUGGUUCUCUCCCAGCCACAUGAAUUGGUGACCAUGACAACCGAAGGCCACGCAUAUGGAGAAGAUGUGGUGGCGCUGCUGUAGUGUGCCAUCAUGAAAAAUGUCACACACUGCCUAUU